Closterium sp. Yama58-4 is the source of this 1020-nucleotide messenger RNA. The record is from the annotation of a GenBank genome assembly. NCBI's taxonomy places the organism in Eukaryota, Viridiplantae, Streptophyta, Zygnematophyceae, Desmidiales, Closteriaceae.
AUGACACGAUUGUAUCUCCCCUCUUCCCUUUUCCGAUUCUCUACUUCCAUCACCAUGAGCAGGUCCUCGGCCGUUACUGCGACGUGGAUCGCCGUGGGUGGUGGUGUACUGACGUGGACGAAGAUGCGGAGGAUUCUUGGCAAGUCGGACAAGGCCAAGCGCGCGGACGCAGCGAGAGCCGCGCCCAUCCAGGGCGCGUGUGUGCGGUUUUCCCUGGCGGACAUGGUAAGCGCGACGAGCCACUGGGCGCCGCAGCUGCUGGUGGGCGACGGGUACCGCCUCAUGUUCAGGGGCGUGGACCCGCGCGACGCCGCCACCCCGUGGCUCCUCAAGCGCUGCCGCGCGCGCGAGUUCGACGAGUUCCACGCGGAGGUGGCGGAGAUGGGCAACAAGAACCACCCCAACCUGCUGCGCCUGCUGGGCUACUGCGACGAGCAGGACAAGCAGGGCCGCUGGGAGAAGGUCGUGGUGUACGAGUUCAUGCCGGCUGGCACCCUGCUCGACCAGUUUCAACCGGGUACUAGCACCCCACUGACACUGCAGCAGCGGGUGGACAUUCUGAUAGGAGUGGCGCGUGCGUUGGAGUAUCUGCACAGCUUUGGCAUCGUGCAUCGCGACAUCAAGCCCGCCAACAUCCUGCUCGAUGCCCACAUGCAGGCGAAAGUGUCAGACUUUGGUUUGCUGAGAAUGGGUGAGGGCAGCGGCUCACUGCAGUCCACGCGAGUGAUGGGCACACCAGGCUAUGUGGACCCCGUCUAUUCACUCACACACAAGGCUACUCCAAGUGCUGAUGUGUACAGCUUUGGAGUGGUCAUGAUGGAGCUACUGACCUGCAAGCAUGUCGUGCUGCCAUGUGAAGAUGGGUCACACAUCAACAUCAAGGACUGGGUGGAGCAGGAGGUGGAGAGAGGGGGCAGUGCGUCUGUUGUCAAUGGGGACCUCAAAGCACCACUUGCUGUGGCCUCCAAUCUAGUUACGAUUUCUCUCUCAUGUGUCGCAAAGCUUGGAGCUGAUGGGUAG